AUGGGCAAGGUCUCACUAGACGAGGGUUCAACCAACAAGACUGGAGAGCACGCCAUCAUCCACAUGGAUGGUACACCGCCGCAAAGCCUCCGUGGCGAGCCGCCCAUGAGUAAGCGUCCCAUCACCGUUGUACCCGCAAGCGAGGACAAGAAGCUCCACGAGGCGAGCCGCAUUCGAUUCGACAAAGUCUUCAGCAUCGAGCACAAUGUGAGAGUGAAGGAAGUCGGAAAGAUAUCACCAGAUUCGAUGGCUUGGUUCUGUCAGUACUGGCGGAAUGAAGCCAUCGCGGCCGCCAACGCCGUCGCUCCAAGAUCGGGUGGCCAUGUCUGA
Molecule: messenger RNA, 330 nt
Organism: Cladophialophora yegresii CBS 114405
Lineage: Eukaryota; Fungi; Ascomycota; Eurotiomycetes; Chaetothyriales; Herpotrichiellaceae
Exons: 1
Coding region: 1-330 (109 amino acids)
Source: RefSeq, a predicted model, not a curated record